UAGGAUACACCAAGUCACCAACCAUUUUGUUAAAUAUUGAAAUAUCUGUAACUACGCAAGUUGAAGGAAAGGAAGGAUAUUUUAAUUUUAUAUGAUACACCAGCCAUUUUAUCAAGAUUUUAAAUGACUAUAGACUGACGUCCAAAACUCAAAACAGAAAGAACAGAGAAGAAUCUCUAAAACAAAGACCAUUUUGUUCCUCAUGUGUUUAUAUUAUAUAGUUGUGCCUGUUUGUAAUUGUGAGAAUGAGAAACAGAAGAGAUGGGAUGCAUGUAUAUGCACAAAGGUAUUCUGCCGUUCACUGCCUUGCUCACCGUGGAAUGCAUCAACGUGGGUGGAGGUGUUAUUUAUAAGGCAGCUGCCUCAAGAGGGUUGAGCUACUAUGUUCUCAUUGUCUACUCUUUUGCAAUUGCCACCAUUAUCCUCCUCCCUCUGCCUUUCAUCUUUCGCAGAACAGGGCUUCCGCCAUUUAAGCUCUCACUCAUAUUUAAGCUCUUCCUCCUUGGAACAAUCGGGUUUUUGGGUAGGUUAUGUGGAUAUAAAGGCAUAGAGUACAGUUCACCAUCUCUUGCUUCAGCUAUUGGCAACCUCUCUCCAGCUUUUAUCUUCAUACUUGCCGUAACUUUCAGUAUGGAAAGACUAAAUUGGAGAAGCAGAAGCACUCAAGCCAAAGUGAUGGGUACUCUAGUAUUAAUAUCCGGUGUACUAGUAGUAGUGCUGUAUAAAGGCCCAACUAUUCUAUCACAUACGACUCCAUCCUUUCUUGGAUUUUCAGAAAAGGAGUGGGUGAAAGGCGGCCUAUUACUUACUCUUGGAUACCUUUUCUUCUCUAUGUCGGCUAUCCUUUAUUCUGAUGCAUGUUUGCUGCAGACCCAUAUUGUGAAGGCAUACCCAGAUGAGCUAGUUCUGGCCGUCCUAUACAACUUGUGUGGGACAAUUGUAUCAGCACCAACAUGUUUCAUAUUGGAAAAAAACUUGAUUUCUUGGAGAAUAACACCCGGUAUAUCAUUGCUUGCCAUUAUAUACUCGGGGUCCUUUGUUCUAUCCUUUGGCAUCCUAGUUCAUAUAUGGGGCAUGCACAUGAAGGGUCCUGUCUAUGUUGCAAGCUUCAAACCAUUAUCAAUUGUUAUUGCAGCUGCUUUGAGUUUCAUAUUCCUUGGUGAUGCUCUCUAUCUCGGCAGCGUCGUUGGAGGUAUAGUGAUCACGAUAGGGUUUUAUGCUGUAAUAUGGGGAAAGGCAAAAGAAGAAGUAAUGAGUGAAGACUGUAUCUUACCUAUUGAUACGACACCUUUGUUGAUAGGCUACAAAUCAGUUGAAAACAUGUAAUUGUGUAAGCUGAAAUAUCAGCUGAUUAAAAUUCCAGCACUUGCACCUCAAGAACAGAAUAAGAAAAAAAGUUCAUUGUUCUCUGCUACUGAAAUAUUCACUCUUUCUCAUUUGGGUGCAAACCCAUGUAUGUAAAUUGCUAAUUUUUUAUUUUUUUGAAUUCCUUGGAAAGUUGCCAAGAUAUGCAAGAGAUUGAGUGAACAAUCUUUAAAUGCUCCUUGGGGUUUGAUUCAUCUGUCAGCAAUUCUAGUUCACAUAUACUUGAGGCUAGUUAACAUUGUGUGUCAAAUGCAGAAUACUAGUUGUUCAUAAAAAUUAUGUAACCCUUAU
Messenger RNA from Argentina anserina (silverweed cinquefoil), 1656 nucleotides. RefSeq names its product WAT1-related protein At4g15540-like. Gene Ontology annotation, molecular function: transmembrane transporter activity. The coding region runs from base 262 to 1326 and encodes 354 amino acids. The transcript is spliced from 7 exons. The record is from RefSeq and is a predicted model, not a curated record. NCBI's taxonomy places the organism in Eukaryota, Viridiplantae, Streptophyta, Magnoliopsida, Rosales, Rosaceae. Gene Ontology annotation, cellular component: plasma membrane.